AUGGAGGCGAUCGUGCUGGACAAUGGCUCUGGGGUGUUCAAGGCUGGAUAUUCGGGUGAAGACACACCACGAACGACGUUCACAACAUGUGCUGGACGCGUGAAGAACCCCGAGUGGUUUGCAUCCCAGGCGCCCAAUUGGAAGGCUGAACUACGCGACCGGGAGACCUUUAUUGGGGCGGAGUGUCAGCAGUAUCGCGACUUUCUGGAGCUCUCGAAUCCGAUCAACCGCGGGAUUGUGGAAGACUGGGAUGCAUUGGAGCGCAUGUGGGAGUUCGUGUUUGCUCAGGAAUUGCGAGUGGAUCCUGAGACUGCAGCUUUGCCUGUACUCUGCAUUAGCUCUCCAUCUGGACCAAAAAAGCAGCAGGAACGCAUGGCGCAGCUCAUGUUCGAGUCGCAGAAGGUGUGUGGCUUCUACUUCAUGCAGCAGUGUGUGCUUUCUCUAUUUGCAUCGGGACGUACUCGAGGAAUAGUGGUGGAAGUAGGUCACGGCUCGAGUCACGCGAUACCCAUCUUUGAGGGUUACGCGCUGCCUCAUGCAGCACUACACUAUAACGCCGGUGGUGUUGAUAUCAGUCACCGCCUUCAUAUGCUGCUAUCCAAACGUGGAGUAGCUUUCCACUCAUUUCCACUGCAUACGAUCGACCAAAUCAAAGAGUCUACCUGCGCGAUGGGGAACGGUAUGAACAAACAAGGUCAGAAUCAACAGGACGAAGCGAGUAAGCCAUUCGAGCUACCUGAUGGGACGAUAUUGCAGGUAGAUCGCGUUGCUCAAACGAUGCCGGCAGAAGUACUCUUUAAGCCGCAGGAGCUAGGAGACGAACAUCCGCUACGUCCAGACAAAGGACUGCACGAAUGUGUGGCUACGAGUAUUGCAAUGUGUGACAAGGAUCUGCAAAGCGAUCUGCUCAACGCUGUCGUACUCGCUGGGGGCACCACCAUGCUGCCUGGCUUCUCGCGUCGAUUCCAGGACGAGCUCAAGGCCGUUCUACCAGGCGGCAAUUUUAACGUCGUCCCGGAUCCCGUAAUCCGAGAGCGAGGCUAUAAUUCGCAGCGGAAGAUCGCCGCAUGGGUCGGAGGGUCCAUGUUUGCCUCGCUUGAUACGUUUCGAGACAUUCACAUCACCAAACAGGAAUGGGAAGAGUAUCACGAAGCCAUUCUGGAUCGAAAAUGCUUCUAAAACAACAAGAUAGGAUUCAUGCGCGUGUAUUUUAUUGGUUUUCAAGGUUACAGGCAGCAUCCAGCAAAGUAAAAGUCAAAGACACAGAAACAUGGAACGACAACUGGCAGCGUAAGAGUUAACGAGCUGAGUCGGAUCAGAUGUGGGCAUAGCUUAGCAGCCGCAGGGCUGGCGCAUCGCGUACUGCAUGAAAUGUAGCAAUAGCAUGAACAUCAUGAAGGUGUUGAGGUUCCAGUCUGUC
Molecule: messenger RNA, 1420 nt
Organism: Phytophthora nicotianae INRA-310
Lineage: Eukaryota; Oomycota; Peronosporomycetes; Peronosporales; Peronosporaceae
Exons: 1
Coding region: 1-1179 (392 amino acids)
Source: RefSeq, a predicted model, not a curated record